Branchiostoma floridae (Florida lancelet) is the source of this 1488-nucleotide messenger RNA. RefSeq lists its product as uncharacterized. The transcript is spliced from 5 exons. The record is from RefSeq and is a predicted model, not a curated record. The coding region runs from base 605 to 1354 and encodes 249 amino acids. Lineage: Eukaryota; Metazoa; Chordata; Leptocardii; Amphioxiformes; Branchiostomatidae.
UCAUUAUAUAAUUGUAUACUUUUUAUGAGAUGUAUCAAUUACUUAUACAUGAUGUUUGCCCAUCGGGUGUCAAUGGAGAUAUGACUUCCGAAUCUACGGAACUUAUACAUAUUACCUUAUAAAUGAUACAUUGGUUUUGCUGCUAUUAGGCAGUCGUCGGCGACCAGGCGACUUGCAAAAACAUCCGUGGAGGACGAGGAUGGAGAGAAGGCGAGGAGGAUCCUGUUCAGCUGUUACAGUGGGCAAAGGAGAGUCCAGGUGACUUUCACUUUGUGUGGGAGGCCCUGAAAACAGCUACGCUGUGCUGCUGGGGCCUGGCCACAGAAGCAGGCUCUCUCUCACAGAUAAGGGUUGCCAUCAACCGGAUGCGGGCGGACAAGGAGUGUAAGAACUUUCAAGUUUCUGACGAGUUCUUUUGCCAAAGAGGAAAGGACACAUCCUAGCUGCCCUCACAGUUUUCCUCGGUCUGGAGUCACCUCAGGAAUCCUACAACUGCACCUCUCCCCAUGACUUUGACUCUAUAGCUUCAAAGUUUGUUACAGAAGUAGUGUUUCCAGGCCAGUGGACUGAAGACAGUGACCAAGUGCAGACCAGAGCACGCUUCAUGUUGUACCUGGGACUGCUCUACCUGGACUUAAGGACAGCAGUAAGAUACCAAAUGGGUGAGGCUGUAAUCCAACAUUGGAAGGUCUGGUUUGAGCUGUUUCUGGGGACAAAGAGGAACAACUACGCAUGCGAGGCUGCCAACCUUCUCGCCAAUCUGAAGGCUGACUGGUCCCCGUAUAUGGCCUACAUCCACACCCACAACCGCUGUGUGAACAUCACGGGAGAGGAAGGCAAGGGCAAGCCGAUAGACAUGCUUGGAGAACACCACAACAGGACCAUCAAGCAGACAUGCCGUGCAGCUGGGGGACGACUAGAGUUCAAACACGCCCAGGACAUAAGUCUUUCUGUGCAGCUGUUUGACGCCGCCAAAAACUUCGCAGACAGCUUGUGUUCUAAGAAGACUACACACCACACAACGACAUCUGCAGAAGUGGACAUUCAGUCAGUAAUGACAACAGUCUUAAAACACGAAGUGUAUCACAACAAACCAGGGAGGAGCUUGAACCCUGAGUGGUUGGACCCACGAGCUGUUGCAAGAGAGCGACUGUACGACAACAAAUGGCUGGCAAACUUUCUCACUCGUGGAAAGCAGGACAUCUCUGACGAUACAGAGCCACCUGAGUCCCCGGAUGCUGAUGACGGAGAGACAGACGAGGACAGCGCCGAACAAGUUGAAGUCAGAGACGAAGAGGAUCCUGAGUGGGAGGAAAUCGAGGACGCUGACCUUAUCAACUUAGACCUAGCAUAAGCUGCCCUCUUUGCUGUCUUGUGGACCCUGGGAUGCAGCAGGUACGCUCCCCGUGGUGCUGUGGCCUCCUCCUGGCAGACAGAGCAGCAGUGGUCUGUGUCUGCCGCCUGACUGCCAAGUUCCUUCAGCAUCAC